This is a messenger RNA of Penicillium odoratum, 1368 nucleotides long. RefSeq names its product signal peptide-containing protein. The record is from RefSeq and is a predicted model, not a curated record. The coding region runs from base 1 to 1368 and encodes 455 amino acids. Lineage: Eukaryota; Fungi; Ascomycota; Eurotiomycetes; Eurotiales; Aspergillaceae. The transcript is spliced from 3 exons.
AUGGCGAUCGAAACUCUUCCCGUCGAGGCCUUCUGUGUCGGAAAGCCAACAACAACCCUUUUGCCCGAGACUGAAACUUCGAACGCUGUGAUUCUUGAGCCAUAUCAUGUUGAUUUACUACCUGUUUAUGGCUAUACCAGCAGGGAAUACUUAAUUACCGGUGAGGCCGCUGGUCAAUCUUAUUGCACAAGGUUACUACUUCGUUCACCCGCGGAUCCCACAAAGUUUUCUGGUCUAGUCGUUGAAGAACCAUCUCACCUGUGGGGAGGUACCAGCAUAUGGCGUCAUAUAAAUCGCUGGGUCAUGCGUAAUGGACAUGCAUGGCUCGAAGUCGAUUCCCAGGCACCUUCAGCAAUUGGGAAGAUCAAGAACAUCGAUCCCACUCGCUACAAAGAUAUGCACUUUAUUCCAAGCUUACUUGCAGAUGACUUUGCCGCGAAUAUUCCCUUUGUGACAGACGUAUCGAAGGAGACUCUGUACGAGAACUACUGUGCAUUUAAAGCAAAAUGGUGGCCCGCUACUUUGCAGUCUCCAGAAGUUCUGGCCGCUGCAUCCUAUGCCCUGAGAUCUGGAGAGCUGGGUGUCAAAGCCCAGAAGGUUAUUCUGAGUGGACUUUCACAAACAAGUGGGGUGACUAGACGAUUCAUCACACACUCAUCACAUUUAAGGCUCCCAGACGGCUCUCUUCCAUUCGAGGGCUUCAUUCCCUGUCAGUCUGGUGGGCCUGCACUUCCUGAUCCUGCCUCCGCAAAGGUGAUUGAGCUUCUCGGGGAAUCUGAAUUCCAAUCUGUCCGCUUCGCCUGUGGUGUCAGUGGACAGCUCAAAGAUACAACACACCGACGCCCCGAUAGCGACUCAUUGCGCAUAUACGAAGUGGCCGGAAUGGCCCAUCGAGAAUCACGAUACGCUUCAGCUCUGGAUAUCAAACGGUUGGCAGGGGUUGAUCUGCGCGGUGCAAGGUGGAGCACAUUCUCCAACUCGUUGAUUUACCACGCUGUCUUUGAAGCCAUGGAAAAAUGGAUCACUCGAUCUGUCACUCCUCCCCCUAGUGUUUACCUCGAGACCGUUGGAUCAAGCGAUGAGAUUUUGCGCGAUGAACACGGAAAUGCCCUCGGUGGAGUCCGGACUCUUCAUACAGAAGUUCCUUUGAGUCGUCUUGUUGCAGCUACCCCCAAAGGGCGGCCGAGCUGGUACUGUGGAUCUGAAUGGGCCUUUAGCGACGAGAAACUGUUGGCUUUUUAUGGCUCGGUCGGAGAGUAUCGACGUCGUGCGGGAGGGGCUAUUCAAAGACAGAUUGAUAGUGGAUUCUUAUUACCUGAAGAUGCAGAGAUCCUGCGCCGGGAAACUGUUGAACAAGUUAUUAUAUGA